Homalodisca vitripennis (glassy-winged sharpshooter) is the source of this 9126-nucleotide messenger RNA. RefSeq names its product mediator of RNA polymerase II transcription subunit 13 (gene skd). Gene Ontology annotation, biological process: regulation of transcription by RNA polymerase II. The record is from RefSeq and is a predicted model, not a curated record. The transcript is spliced from 30 exons. NCBI's taxonomy places the organism in Eukaryota, Metazoa, Arthropoda, Insecta, Hemiptera, Cicadellidae. Gene Ontology annotation, molecular function: transcription coregulator activity. The coding region runs from base 63 to 6059 and encodes 1998 amino acids. Gene Ontology annotation, cellular component: mediator complex.
AUUUAAGUUCUUUUCAUUCUGUGUCUAGUGUGAAAGUGGAUACAUAAGAAGAUGGAUAAACUAUGACGCAUCAGAGUCAUCAAACAAACGGAGCCAGUUUAGAGGAUUGUCACACAAACUUCUUUGCUCUGACUGAGCUAUGCGGUAUCAAAUGGCGUAAGCUGGUGUGGGGCGAGGCGGAGGGCCUGGAACCUCUGGAGGACCCCGUGCUCUCGUCCUUCUCGCGAUGUCUGGCCGGCGACAUCCUGUGUGUAUGGCGGCGAGUGAGCAGCCAGCCCGGGCAGCGCGACAUGUUCGACCCGCUGGGACUGCCGCAGCCUCCCGCGGGCCCCCAGCACCCUCCGCUGUCGCUGGCCGCCGCCAAGGAGCUCUGGAUCUUCUGGUACGGCGAGGAGCCCGACCUCUCGGGCAUCGUCAGCCAGGAGCUGCUGGCCACCGAAGGAGAGCAGGGAUCUUGGGAGAGCGGCUUGUCCUACGAGUGCAGAUCUCUUCUGUUCAAGGCAUUGCAUAACCUCAUCGAAAGAUGUCUAUUAUCUCGAGACUUUGUGCGGUUGGGCAAAUGGUUUGUGCAACCCUACGACGGUUCGGAGAAGAAACAGGAGAAAAGUGGCCACUUGUCGUUUUCAUUUGCAUUCUUCGUGCACGGAGAGAGCACAGUCUGUGCAAGCGUGGACGUGCGCCAACACCACCCGGUGCGCACGUUGAUACGUGCACAUCUCCAGCAAGCUCAGGCAUGUUUACACUCCGGCACCGGUGUACAAGUGAUCCUCGCUCCGUACGGAAUGGCGGGCACUCUGACGGGGCAGUCGUUCAAAGCGCUGGACGCCCAGACGCAGCGGCUCAUGGAUGAUUGGAAGCACUUCUACCCCACUCGAGAUGUGGCCGACCUUCCAUCUGCAGUAGAGGUCAUUGUUGGUGGUGUGAAGUUACGGUACCCGUCCUGCUAUGUCCUGGUGACCGACAUGGACGAGACCACCUCUGCCCUCAUCAACACACAGCCUGGGGGUAUCAAGUCCAGCCUGCCUUGCAUGGGUCUAACAGUGUCUGUAGUCGGCCAGCACCAACAACACCCGGAGUGCAUGGUUCACGCUUCCACACCCUCCACCGUGCUGCCGGAGCGGGCCUGGCAGGACUCCACCAUAAGCCUGACCCCCGGCCCCACCAGCCCCACUCCGACGGACCCCCCGGUCCCUCCGGCCCACUGGGACUUCCAGGAUCCUACGAGAAAACAAAACUGCUCGUGUCCAAAGUGUAGGAAGUUGGGUCGUGUGGUCCGAGCCCGGGUGCCGUUCCAUCAGCGCACCCCCGGCGAUCCAGAGGACGUGUUCAGGUUGACGUCAGCGUACGGCCAGCAGUCUACGCCUCAUCACCACCAGAAUGACUCUCUGCCAGUCGCCAGUGUGGGGUCUCCCGCCUCGGUGGCCCCAUCUCCCCUACCAAAUCCCCAGUCCCAGCCCGCCUCGGUCCCCCCGGCCGACCCCACCAUGCCCACUCUCUCCCCCCAGCCACCACCUCCCCACCAUCACCCUCCUGCUCCCAGCCCACUAGAGGAUAAAGUCGUCUGUACUCCGGACGGACACUUCCAUGGACCAAAGUCUGUUUCUUCCAUUAAUCAGGUGUUCUCACCAUACCCAUCUGCUCUGAGCGUGGAGGGUGUAAAGGCACUGGACAGUGUAGGAGGUCCCGGCAGCGCCCCGCCCCCUGUGUCCGGCCCCGCCUCUGCCCCACAACCCCCACCCUCUCAGGAGCCACCGCCGCCCACACUCAAGCGGCCGGUCCUCUCUUCCAAGGAGUACGAGACUAUCCUGCAGGAGGAAGAGCAGCCCUCCAACCUGCUCUACGAUUACGCCUCGCUCGAAGCUUGGCUGAAUCAUCCUGUGAAGAGGUUCAAGCCGACGGAGCCUCGGCCAGAACCCAACCGAGGGCCGACGUUCCCGCAGUACACGCCGCCAGCCCCCUCCCCUCCCCACCAGCACUACAUCAAGCAGGAGCAACCAGGUGUCAUGCCUUUUUUGCAGAUGGAAGUGGACGCGCCAAGUGGGGGUGGACUGUGCAAACGCUCAGACCCGUAUGAGUUUGACGAAGACGGCACUGCGCCCAUGGAGGGGUUCAAUCGGAAUCAGGCUGGUCAACCUAUCAAGGAGGAGUGUGACAAGAAGGGACUGGACCCCGCGGCGCUCAACGGGCCGAGGCUGCAGUCGAGUAACCUCUUCACCAAGGAGGCCAUCGAGGCCACCAGCUUCAACGAUCUAGACCAGAUAUUUGAUAACUCGGAUGACACCUCUAGCGAUGAGGCUGGGCUCAUAUUCCAAGUGCAGAUGCCAACUCCACCCGGCUCCAACAAGGCCGGAGAUGACUUUCCUGGCACGCUGGUGGUGCGGCCGCCGCGGGGCAGCGGGGGCGUGCGGCCUGAAGAGCUCUCCAAGAUGUUCCCCACGCCCCCGUCCCACGAGCAUAACCCCAUCUCAUCCCCGUGUGGAGGCCACCUGGGUGACACCCCUGUCCACGAGCCGCCCGACUUCCUGCCACUGCCUCGUGUAAAGCAGGAGUACCACCUCGGCAGUCCCCAGCAUGAACCUAUAGAGGACUGGUCUUACGUCUUCCGACCCCCUCAGAUGUGGAAGUUUGUCGGAUCGUCCAAGUACGCUCCUCUGACGAACCUGCCGAGCCAGAACUUGCCCCCCAUCACCAUGCCUUCUCAUUGUGUGUACAAGCCUUCCUGGCUCUACCCCCACCACCAGGAUAAGCCUACGAGUCACAUGAACAACAUGUUGACACCGGUGCAUCAGCCACCUAGGAGUACUGGGCCCCCGCUGCGGGGUAUGUCCCCCUACCCCGCCAGCCCCAUGUCGUGGCGGGCCCCGCCCACGCAACCUCCCCCGCCCUACAGUCCCGCCCAGCCCCCCAGCCUCUACAAGUCCAGGCCGCCAGAGGCCAACAGUCUGGUCGUCAACAUUCUGCUGGGUGACACAGCACUCAACAUCUUCCGAGACCACAACUUCGACAGUUGCACGCUUUGUGUGUGUAAUGCCGGACCCAAGGUGGUGGGGAACAUUCGAGGAGCGGACGCUGGUGUGUACCUGCCCACUGGACCACCAUUCUCAGGCGGGGUGUUCUCUCCUGCCCAUCAUCCCCAGGAGGACGACCCAAUCCGCUGCAGUUGUGGUUUCAGUGCGGUGGUGAAUAGGAGACUCUCGCACCGGUCGGGACUGUUCCUGGAGGACGAAAUGGAAAUAACGGGACUCAUAGAGGAACGCGAGGAAACGAACCAUCCGGGGCUCGUGGGGGCCGCGUUGGGUGUCAUGGAUCUAGUGAGACAACAGUGCGUUGUGGUGCAUAGUGCUAGUAACUCAUUGUAUCGUGCCGCGCGCCAACACAGACCCUUGUCCGCACCACCGUCCAUCAAUCUGCUGGAGUUCGGUGACGGCAACCACGUGACUCUGGCCGCGCUGGAGCAGGGCAGGCUCGCUUCUGCGCACACGGACUCUUCUUCCGUCUCCAUGUGCAAGGUAGAGGAGAUGGCGGCGAGGCACUGCGGCAAGGUGCCGGCAGUCCACCGCUGGCCGUACACGCGAGCGCGAGGUCCUCGCUGCAACCAGGACAUUGUCCGCAUCAUGCGCUCACUCCAACCCCUGCUGCAGGACGCCAUACAGAAGAAGUGCACCACGCGGAUGUGGGACGCCCCGUACACAGUUAGCGGUCCGCUCACGUGGCGCCAGUUCCACAGGCUGGCUGGACGAGGAACGGACGACAGAUGUGAGCCGCAGCCGAUUCCCAAGGUGAUGGUGGGACACGAGAAGGACUGGCUUUCCGUGGCACCGUACUCGCUACACUACUGGGAGAAGUUGUUGCUAGAGCCAUACUCCUACGCCAGGGACAUUGCGUACGUCGUGGUCGCUCCAGAUAACGACUACGUCCUUGGUGCGGUCAGGAGUUUCUUCCGCGAGUUGAGCUCCACGUACGAGAUGUGCAGGCUGGGUCGACACUGUCCGAUCACCAAGGUGCUGCGGGACGGCAUCCUUCGUGUCGGCAACAAGGCAGCCAUCAAGUUGGCCAAGGAGCCUGUGGACGAGUGGUUCACCAUGUUGGGCGACAACUCCACCACCAAUAUGCUCAAACUUUAUGCUCAAGUCUGCAGGUACCACUUAGCCCCGCACCUGUCGCAAGUAGUGAUGGACCGGAGUUUGUUGGACCCGCCAGAAGGCAACUGCCCGCCAAGGCCCACUCCUACCCCCUCGCCAAUGCCGCCACCCUCCACCCCUGACAGCCAAGACAGACAACCUUCCACACCCAAGUCUUCUGACCAGGAAGACAGUGGGCGAGGAGAGUCGUGCAGCAGCGGCGACAGCAGCCACGAGGAGGACAACGGUGAGCCUCCGGCCUUGGUGGUGUAUCUGGUCGAGCCCUUCACACUGGGCAGUGACUCUAGCGAUUUGCAACGGUUGGCGUGCCUGGGCCUGCUGCGGUGUUUCAAUAACGUGUUGGCUGCACUGCCAGACAACAUCAAAGCCAACAUCACACUGCAGAUAAUAUCGCUGGAGAGUAUCGUGGAGCUGGGGCGCAGUGGAGACCGCAAGCGGCGUAACGACCACAUGCGUGCAACAGCUCUCUCCGUGUUCUCCCAGUGCCGGCGGCAGCUUCAGCACCAGACCAACAUGGUGAAAGCUCUCACCGGCUUCGGCACGGCAGCCUGCACGGACCUCUUCCUUAAAACCAAAGAUGAAAAGAACAGGUCACCUUACAAGGUGUACACGCCACCGUACAUCCUGGCCAAGGGGCGGGGACGGGAGGGCGGCGGGGGCGGUGGAGAGGGUGACUCGCUCAGCUCGGAGCAGCUGUGCUCGGUGUUGUACGUCAGCUACUGUCUUAGUGAGGACCAACGCUUCCUGCUGGCGUCUGCUACGGAUGAACAGGGACACCUACUGGAGACCGCCACCAUCAACGUACACAUACCCAACAGGAGUAGAAGAAGAAAGGCGAGUGCUCGGAGAAUCGGUCUCCAGAAGCUGAUGGACUUCAUCCUAGGAGUGAUGUCUCAAGGAGUCACUCCCUGGAGGCUGGUGGUAGGCAGAGUGGGGAGGAUAGGCCACGGCGAGCUUAAAGGAUGGAGCUGGUUGUUGUCGCGCAAGUCACUGCUGAAAGCUUCCAAACACCUGAAGGAGAUAUGCGGGCAGUGCAGCCUUUCGUACCCGCACGACGUACCCUGCAUCCUGUCUGCAUGUCUGGUCUCGCUGGAGCCUGACUCGUGUCUACGGCUGAUGCCCGAUCAGUUUACGCCCGAUGAGCGGUUUAGCCAGCAGUCGGUCAAAUGUCAACUUUCCACGCCCCAAGACGUUACCUGCACGCACAUCCUCGUGUUCCCAACCUCUGCAACCACUCAGUCGUCUCAGACAGCAUUCCAAGAGCAGCAGAUAAACGGGCCUGACUUGGGGGACGACGAGCUGUUCAACGCCCUCAACGACGACAUGCCUGAGGGUAUGGGUGACUUCAACGACAUCUUCAGCCAGUGGCCGGAGACGGAGGCGGAGGCAGGAGGUGUGCGUAGCCCAGGGGGUAGCCCCCGCGGUCGCGGCGGGGACAGUUCCCAGGCCGGCAGCCCUUCCUGUAUGACCGGGCCUGACGAUCACCACAGCCCUUACCCUUGCAACGGGCCCUCCAGGAGCGGAGAGGUGAGUGAGGAGGUGGGAACGUUACUGCAGCAGCCGCUGGCACUGGGGUAUCUCGUGUCGACGGCCCCGACCGGCCGCAUGCCUCGUUGGUUCUGGACCACCUGCCCGCACCUGGAGACCGCCUGCCCCGCCUUCCUCAAGAAUGCCUUGCACCUGCACUCCACCGCCAUCCAGCAGAACAGUGAGGAGUUGUUACAACAACAGAGCAACGUGGCCGGCCACCCACUAGACUCGCAGUACACCACGGAUGUCCUCAGGUACGUGCUGGAAGGCUACAACUCACUGUCAUGGCUGGCGCUGGACUCCAACACGCACGACCGUCUCUCCUGCCUGCCCGUGCACAUGCAGAUACUCAUGCAGCUCUAUCACAUGACUUCCGCACUCGUUUGACCCCCGCACCCGCUGUAGACAACCAACUGCCACACGCCGCCGCCGCGUUCACGUAAUAGCGACGUUUUAAUAAAGACAGAUAGAUUUCAAGUUUAAAGGUCCAAACAGAACGUAAGUGUUCAUUAGAUGAUUUUUAUCGAUUUGUUGAUAUCUCCUUCUUUUAAUUAUAUAGACACAGCAGGAAGGGCUGUUAUGUGAUGUAUAUGUGUGCGACUUGUAAAUAAUAUUUAUAUGAAAAUAUGUAAAACUUUCCCUCUCUGUUCAUAGUGUAUUAUAAUUUAUUUAUUGCAUAACAUCUUAGAUGACUGUGUGACAGUGUGUAUAGUGUAAUUCGGUUCCUCCUCUCUGUCACGGUCCAUAGUGCAAUACUUCCGGGUCUAGAUCGGCCGCUCUAAUACGCAGAGAUACUACUUAAGUUCCCUGUACUUCGGGAGGCCGUUCUCGUCUGAGAGCUCGGCCUCUCAACGUAAUCAACUGUUGUUUAGUACAUAACUCAAAUACGUACCGUAUGUACUUAAGUUUCACCUAUUCAUAGGUUUUAGUUUAUAAUAGGGACAUUAUUCGGUUUUUGGCCUCGGUAACAAUUCAAACUCCGGUCCGUUUUGUCAUCUGAACAAAUCUUAACUCCCGUCACCAAAAUUAGACUGUCAGUCAAAUAAUUUGAUGUGACUUUGUUCUGGCAUAAAGAAUUAGUGUUGUAAGUCUCUUUGUCAGUGAACGUAAAUUUACGCAGUCGGCCAAAAAUUCACCCUAUUAUAGUUAGGCCUCUCCACAUUCUGAACGCAACAUAACAUAAUCGUUAUCGACUAACUAUUCUAAACGAGUUGCAUACGCGCGCGCGCCAUCUACGGACAGAGAUCGGUACGCCUAACUGCCAGUCAAUUACUCUAUUAGAUCCUAUUGUAAACUUUUUAUACACUUUUUAAACAUAAGUGAUAGAAUUUAUUUUAAUAGGUAAUUUAUUAUAUUAGCUUAAAAUAAACGAGAGUUUUGUUAUUGUAUUUUUUGUUGACGUUGGGUUUUUACAAUCGAGUUGAUAAUUAUCUUUUAAAUAAGGUUUUUAGUUAUAUAGUUGUUUUUUUAAUAAACCAACCUUACUGCAAUAUUUUGUAGAUUUUAUAAGUAAUAGGAAAUUGUGUAACAUGUAAUAAAAUAAUUAAUUACAGGUUCAAAACUCCAAUAAAUCACGUUUUAUUAGUCAGUAUUCUAGAGAGAAGGUUGUAAAUAAUUAAUGUAAUUAGAUCUGACAGAUUGUGAUAUAAGGGUAAUACACGAUUUCAGUUCGUCGCCGUUUAGUUUUCAAUUAAUAAAACAAAAUUGUUAUUUUUAUAAUUUUGCCACUUUUAAUCGGACAACUUGGAAAAAACUUUGUUUUGUUAGUUGGUAAUAUUUUAUGUUUUGGUUGUUGAGUGUACAUUUAUUUUUGAUUAAUUUUCACGUUUAUUUUUUAAUAUUGUAUUUUAGUAUUUUCAACUGUUGUAGAUGAACCUGGUGGUGAUUUAAUAAACAGUAUUAUGAAAAUUUUGGUUGGUCAUGAUCACAUUUAACACGUUCUGUUUAUUUUAUCACUAAGUGUCAAAUUUAUCAGUCGACAGUAUUACUGACCAAACACUUCAACUUCUCAACACUAUUGACACAUUACGACGGCCUGGUACUGUAUGUUAUGGUGUAUAUAGUUAACAAAUUUGUUCAGUAUAUAUUUUAUUAAAUGAUUUUAUUGACAUGAGUACAAUCAGUUGUAAAGUUUUUUUAGUACAAAAUGAGGUUUUGGCAAUUGUUAUGGUUUUUAAGUACAUGUGUUGUCUGUGCCUUCUAUCAGAGUUUUUCUCUUGGUUUUGUGGUAAAUUUUAUUUAAAUUUUGAGUGAGCUUUGGACAAAGUGUUUUUACUACAUAAAUACAGAAUUAAAUAACUAUCGUGGAUUUUUUUGAUGCUCAUAACUCAUAACUCAUGAUCCAGAUUUCUUACAGUUACUUUUUGUGCGAUAAAUUUAGUUUUGAGUGAGCUUUAGGCAAAUUAUUUUCACUUCAUAAAUACAUAAUUAAAUAACUAUCUUGUAUUUAUGUACGUACAAUAUUCUUUGAGUCUCUUUUAUUUUUUAUGCAAUUUACAACAUUUAUGACCCAGAUUUCUUAUGGUUAGUUCUUGUAAUAUUUAUGCCUACUGUGUUGUAUUUUAUAAACAUCCAAUCUCACAUUAAAUUCAUUAAAAUAUUCCUAGCAUUUGAAAAUUUAUGUUAAUAUUUUUUAUAUGUAGGUUUUCGGAUAGUGUAGGAAAAUUUAUAUUCAUUGUUAAGUUUUGUUUAAAAUUAAAAGCACUACAACAAGAGGGACAAAUUCAAAAUGUAAAAGCAAUUUUUAUUUUGUUUCAGAGAAAAGCAGGAAAUGUUAUUGAAUCAUCUGUGGUCUUUAAAACCAUUUUGUUCUUUAAAAUUCUUCCAUUAUUUUUAUUAUUGGAUUAUAAAGCUUUGUAAGAACUCUGUUUUGAUAUUUGAAUGCCUCAGAUAUGGUUCGUUGAAUAUUUCAGACCUGAACUCUUAUGGACAGGAUUUUAAAUAAUGUUAUUUUUCUUAAUACUUUGUAUUUGAUUGUAAAUGCAAUCUAGUUUUUAUAAAUACUAAAGAUUUUCCAACUAGUUCAUAAAAGUCUAGAUUUUAAAGUCAUUAUCAAAUUCAUUGUACGAUUCUUAGUGUUUUAUAACAUCUAACAUAUCCCAUAAUUUUCAUAUGGAAGUUUUGGCAAAAGAGUUAAUUUGCACCUAAAUCAAUAUAGAAGGGAAUGAUAAAAUAUGUAACCAUACUUUUGUGAUAUGUAUGAAACAAGCUAUUUCUAAGUAAACAUUUUGAGUGUUGCAUUUCUCAGAAUGAAGGAACAGUCAAUACAUUUACUUUAAACCAUGGUUAGUGCUCUUAAAAAUUAAAUUUAUACUCUGUUGUACUAUUUUAAAAAAAGUUAAAAUUUGUCAAAGUGUAUUGUUGUUCUGUUUACAAAUUUAAAAAAAGUCAAAUAUAAUUUUCAUUGUUUAAUAAAGUGUUUUUGAUAAGAAUAAGACACUUUUUGUUCUUUGGU